UUCAUGCAUCUCCACGUCACCUCCGUGAUUAAAAUUUGCUUAUUCUUUACUCUGUGGGAUUCAAACAAAAAUGUUUUUAUUCCUCAUGAAAUAAUGGACACCAGUGAUUCAUGGAGUUUGAUCUGAUUCGCGCUGCAUGUUGAACGCCGAGAUGUGCAACCGAAGAAACAAGCCAAUAUUUCAUGGGACCAUCUUCCUAGCUCUCGUUGCAGGACUAGGUUACACCUUUUACCUUUAUAAAUUGACUAAAAUAGACUUAGAUAUCGCUAGAGCAGAGGCGGACAAGCAUCUUAAGCAACAAGAGUCGCUAUCGUCCCAGCUCCAAGGUUAGUGCAAAUGUAAAUGUUAUUGUUUUCCUUUGAUUGUAUAUUAUGUGUGUAAAGAAGUCUAGUUCUUACAAAGUAUUACAAAGAACUCUUCAAAAGAAGACUUAAUCUAAUUAGCUUCAAGUUUGUCUUACAAAACUAAUGUCUUGUGCGCUGAUUAGGUUACACGGUUUUAAUGCGUUAUGAAGAUUUGACGCGCUGUAAAUGAGUGAAACUUUAUUCUGUGAAAAAAGUGACUGGAGAAAUAAAUCUCUUUGUUGUACACCUGUUGUAUUUCCACAUCUACCUUUUUAUUAGCCUCGCAAAAAAUAUACAGUGACACUAGUAUAAAGUGGGCACCGAUAGAGCCUUUCUUGGUGUCUGCUUAAUUGAGGUGUUCACUAAAAUUUAGGUUUGUUUUACUGAAACUUUUGGAAGAAACAUUUGAAAAAAAAUUGAGCCAUUUCAUCUGCUUAAUACAGGAUGUUCACCUAGGUUCCGCUUGAUACAAGCGUUACUGUACAUUCAAAAUUCAGACCGUGAUUAUUUCUUCCAAAAGGGUUGAAUCUCUUUUAGUGGUGUGCUGAUCAUCAAUAAAAUAAUAAUAAUAAUAAUAUUAACAUUAAUGAAAUCAGUCAUUGACCAAGGUCUUUAACUAAUGCAAUCAUUGAUUAUGGAAAAAUGGCAUGUAAACAUUUUAAAAACUUGCGUGUUGUCUUUUUAGUGCGCUCAUAAAAAAAGAAGAAAGAAAAAAAGAGAGAGAAUUUGAUAACCCGAAAGCCCAGAAAAACUGAGAGCUCUAGGCGAGAACCAAACUCAUGACCCUCCAAGUUCUACUGAGCUACUGGAACUCUAUGAUAAGCAGGUUCAAAUCCACUGAGGUCCCUUUUCUGAUACAUUUCACAUGUUUUUGUUCUGUUCUAAAAUAUGGUGCAGUAGCUGUUUGAUUAUAUUUGAUGAUCGAUUGGGUGGGUAAAUCCAAUUAUUUCUGAAAAUUGGUUAUGAAAACUCAGCCGAUUCCCAACACUAAUCUCUCUACACCUUUUAUACCUGUCUCUAACAGCAACAGACUAUGACUAUGGCCACUCCCACUAAAUGAGAUGCAGCAAAAUUUUAAUGUUAUGGGUUAGUUAGUGGAAUUCCCUUUUUGAAUUUGCUCAAGAAGUGUGCAAUCUUAAGGGCAUAGAUUUAAAUUACUUUUGAUUUAAUUAGGUUUUUAUGAUAGUAAUAAUAUUGUUGUUUUCAGUUGUGUAUGAACAUCGUGCCCGGCUGGAGAGAUCUCUUCAAAAGGAGAAAACAGACCACAAGAGUACAAAGCUUGGUGCGUACUUUGUACUCAAUCAUAAGUCAAAUAGUGUUUAACUAUUGUCAGUAAUUGGUGUGGUCGCUGUAUACGGUCACUUACAAGGAAAAAAAACAAAAGAAUAAACUUGAACUAAAUUUCUUGCCUCGUAAGUUCUUGUGAUUGCUUAAGAAAUUUCAGCAUUGGUAUUUUCUGUGAUAUUAUUUUAUAACAGCAUUUGAAUGAAAAAAAAAUGAAUGUUUACAUAGUGGUUGCUAACUGGGAAUGGUCGUUUCUGAAAGUGGUCACUAAGAAAGGGUUGACUGAUUGACAAUAAAGUUGUUAUUAUCAUGCACUAGCUAACAUGCAGCUAGUUAACCUUCAUCAAGUGUCCCACUAUUGUUCCUUACAUUAAUACCUUAUGCUUAUUGAGGUACUUAUUGUGUGUAAUGAUUCAUGUUUUACAGAAUUUUCCAAAAAGCAGAAUGAUUUUCUUUUGAAUAUUACCAGAUCAAAGGUGAUUGUUUACGUCAAACCAUGAUAGAAAUUUUGACCUAUUUUUUUUCCGUCCUUACUUGUCAUAUAAAUUACUUCUUCUUAACAAAAGAAUUAAUGUUGCUUAAUUUCAGCAUGAAGCAAUGAACAGAUUUAAUUCAUUAGAAACACAGUAUAAUAUGCUCAAGGUAUGUAUUUAGACAUUUUUUGGCAGAAUAUAGUUUUCAUAGUGGUAGGGAAAAAACUAUUCUUAUUAUUUGGGGAGCAAGGGUGGUGUAGUGGUGAGAGCACUCGCCUCCAACCAAUGUGGCCCGAAUUCGAAUCCCGGCAUCAACGCCAUGUGGGUUGAGUUUGUUGUUGGUUGUCUCCCUUGCUCUGAGAGGUUUUUCUCCGGUUACUCCGGUUUUCCCCUCUCCUUAAAAACCAACACUUUCAAAUUCCGAUUCGAUCUGGAACGCGCGGACACGUUUCAACUAGUUGUUAUAAACUCCUCAGUGCUCCGUGGGUAAACAAAUUACAAUUUACAAAUUUACAAUUUCAAUUUUCUUCUUGUAAUAUUUUUUUAUUGAUUUCUUUAAAACAAUAAAAGGCAUUAAUUGCAAGAGAUAAAUGAAAUCAUGGAUCUCCUUUUAAUAAUAUAAAGAAUCUUGUUUAAGAUAAAAUCAUAAGAUCCUAUAGGUGGGCAGGAUCCUGUGUUUAGAUCCUAUUUAGUGGUCAGGAUCCUGUGUAAGAUCCUAUGAAGUGGGCAGGAACCUGUAUAAGAUCCUAUGAAGUGGGCAGGAUCCUGUGUAAGAUCCUAUGAGAUGGGCAGGACCCUCUAUAAGAUCCUAUGAAGUGGGCAGGAUCUUGUCUAAGAUCCUAUGAGGUGAGCAGGAUCCUGUAUAAGAUUCUAUGAAGUGGGCAGGAUCCUGUAUAAGAUUCUAUGAAGUGGGCAGGAUCCUGUAUAAGAUUCUAUGAAGUGGACAGGAUCCUGUAUAAGAUCCUAUCAGGUGGGCAGGAUCCUGUAUAAGACCCUAAAAAAUGAAUUCACAGAGCCUUCUGUUUCGUCAGCAAGAGUUGUUUCAAAUAAAUGGGUAACUGAUAUGACAAAAAAAUCCCCCUUGCCUCCUAAAGAAAAAGGGAAGAAAGACCAUAUGAUUUGCUGCUUGAGUAGCAUCCAAACUGCAACUGUCAUUUGAAUGUGCCCAAAUUAUGCAGUUGCAUAACAUCACAGGCCUUGUUUAGGGAUAUAAAGUCAUAUAUCUGCUUAACUGUGAGUAGGAGAUUGUUACUCUGUAUGCAUUUCAUUUUAUUUGCCUCAGGCACAAUCCAAAGAACUUGAUGCAGAUUAUGGUCGCCUUCAGCAAACCUACAGUCGCCUUAGUGCAGAGCACGCUUCAGUGACUAAUCAGCAAAAAAGGAAUUUUCAGUUAUUUAAAGAACAGAAAGCUAAUGAAAUAUCUUCCCUUGAAGGUAGGAAUGUCAGAAUUUUGACUCCUGUGUUGAUUUUAAUAACAGAGAAGACAUCAGCUUUAGGAAUUACAAUAAAAAAUUAAUUAUGACUGUAUCAAUAAAUUUUGUGAUGCAUGUAAGCUAAAGAUACAAUAACCCAUAUCAGUACAUUGACAUAGCUUAACAAAGUGUGUUUAUUUUGUUUUGUGUGUACCUUAAAGAGGAAAUCAGGACAUUGAAACAACAAGUUGUAUCACUCAGAACAAAUCUCAGGUCCAAGUCGGAUGAAGUUGAGCAAUAUAAGGUGUGUUCCUUGAGAUCUGUUACGUAUUCAUUUACUGAAAUUGGUAAAAACGAUAACAAAUAAAAGAAACAUGUUUUUAAAAGUAUGAGUACAUAAGGGUGUUGAAUCAGCAUAAUUUAUUAUGUUAGUAAAAUUUCUAUCGUCUGCUUGGAAGAUAUGAAACUUGGUUGAGGCUUUAUGGGCAGUUUCUUACAAGUCAUGAUUGUGUUUUGUCACCCAAGACUUUUGAGUUGAUGUCUUUAUUCACUGGAAUGGAGGAAUGGCCUGUAGUUAAAUGGCGUGAAAUGCAACUCAAUGAUGGGAAAGCACUGGAUCAGAGAAACAUAAUGUGUAUACAUUUUACCUUCUUUUUUGUUAGCAUUCCAGUUCUAGAGCGGUAGCUGCAAGUCAGCAGUACCAGGAGAAACUCAAGGAUCUUCAGGGUCAGCUUUCAAGAUAUCAAGUAUGUGCAGUGUACCUUCACUAAAAAUUUGCUCAGCAAUACUCAGUUCUGGUAUACAGUGUAUAUGUUGUGGUUCAAUUUUAUCCUUGGUUCAAAUUUUCUUUCCUUUUGUUUCAAACUAAUUAUCAUGUUAUUAUCAUACAUUACCAUACCCAAAAACAAAAGAAAAGAAAAUUGGAACCAAGGAUAAAAUUGAACCACAACAUAUAUACCUGAUUGCAAAAACUUUGUUGCUUCAAAAGUAUAUUGUCACAAGCUGCUCAUGUGGAUGCAAAUCCCUAGAGUACUUUGUUUAAGGCUACAUGAUGGUUUCUUUUUAUUGUCUUCUAAGUAAGCUUCAAGGUCCUAUCGUAUAAUUUUCAAUUGUGCCUCAGCAGUAUGGCUACACUCUGUAGAGAUUUCUGAUGUGCCCUGCGCAGGCGAAGUUGUGAGCUUAUUGGCAAGAAUUAAAACUGGAAACCAUGAACUUUUCUGAAAUACACCGUUGCAAAAGGCUUUGAUGACCUAAACUUUUCUGGAAAGAAACUUAAAUUUGCAGUGCUAAUUAAGUUCUACCCAUAAAUCCACUAGGUCCCAUUGUUCAUGGUUUAUACUUUUCAUGCAAUAACAUUUUUUCGAUCAGGUAUACCAGUAUCCUAUGUGAUUUCAUGGGAAUACUUUGUCCUUACCAUAAUAAUACUGGAUUAUUUCUGUUUUAUUGCCUAGGAGAGGCUUAGCAGCUAUGUUAGCAGGUCUAAAACAUCUCACAGAGACGUGAAACUUGACAAAAAGAGGGAACAAGGACAAGAAAGCAAGCUUCAAGGUGAGGUGGAUAGAUUCUAUCACUUUAUAGUUCCUUUCUAGAAUUACUUAACAAAAUGACAAUGGUUGUCUUUACACUAGGCCGUUAAGUAAGACUUCAGAGCUGCUAAGUUUUACUUAACCAAAAAUAUGUGUGUGAAGGCCUAAGUAAAAUCUCAAGUUAUUUUACUUUGCAUCUCAUUAAAGUUGGAAAUUUGAAACGAUUCAAGAAAGUUUCAAGUGACUUGAAAACCAUCCUUAAAAUGACUUAGCAAACUUGCGGUUUCUUGAGCUUUGAGAAAGGCGAAUCAUGUCAAUCAAUCUUAAUUACAUGUAUGAUGAGUGGGAAAAUAGCCUUAAGUUAACCUGAAGUAGAAAAGAAAUGGUUGUGUGUGUGAAGCUUCCUUUUACUUGAAGAACUUUUAAUUUUACUUGUCUUGAAAUAUUUCUUAGCUUAUUUAGGCUCUAGUGUAAAGACUACCAAUGAUACAUAGUCUAGCCUUAAUUUAUCGCCAUUUUACUGCAAGUCUGAUCUUGUCAUUUUAUUAUAUGUUGGAGGUGUUAAGAUUUCUCUCGCUUUACCUACAGAACUCUCCAUGGGUCUUUUAAAUCACUGUUUCUUAGGAAUUGUGUAUUACUAUUUCUUUAUAGAUGCUUUGAGUCCAACGACAAUAAAAAGUAAAGAUGGACAAGAAGGCCAGCACAAGAAAACAGAAAAGUAAUUAUAAUUAUGCCUGACUAAUUAACUAAUGUAACUAACUAACUAACUAACUAACUGAACUGACUAACUGACUAUCUGACUGGAUGACUAACUAACCAAAUAAAGCCUUAUGGAAUAUACAGUUACUGGUAAUCCUAGUUGUUAACAUUGUGACUCAAAAAUUAUGACAAAUUGUUACAUGUAGUUGCUGGCAGAUUGAAAAUAAAGUUGGUUUCAGACAUGAUCUGUUAGACCGUGUUUAUGUCUCGCUCCUAGUAAACUUCCUCCAAUAGCAGAGUACUAAAGUGAUGAUGUCAUAAAAAUUAAUUUCUGAAUUAAGGGAUUCAUCAAGAUAUUCUGAAAGAACAACGUCCAAGAAGUCUACUUGCCAAAAAUGAGCAUUUCGGGGCAAAUUGUCUGUGAGAUAUUAGCCCAGUUAUGCACUGAUAACUCCAUACAAAUCCCUCCAAAUUUUUUUGGGUUGACCCCCAAAAAAAUUUCGAAGGGUUUGUAUGGAAUUGCAGACCACAAAUAUCAUGAUGAGACAAUGCAACAAAGAAUAGUUUUGGAGAGAACUCUGCAUUAUUGAAUAACUAAACAUAGGGUAGCAUACUUGAAUGGUUUAGGCUAUGUUCACACUGUACAGUAUAGCUUUUUGUGUCUUGACUAUAAACACCUAUCCAAUAUAUGACUCUCUACCUUAGAGAUCAGUGCCUGGCAUCUUUGCUCCAUUACAGAAAUUGUGCCAAAAUCACUGUUUUUACGUGUGCACAGUAGCCCUAUACAGUAUGGUUUUGGUGCCAGGGCAAAAACUAUCUGAUAAAGUCUGAACAUAGUCUUAUUUGUUGUAAAACAAUAAAUUAAUAAAUUUGAUUUAUACAGCCCCACAGUCCCCUUUAGAAAUGACAGUAGACUUCAUCAUGAUCGCUCUCGUCGUGAGGUUAAUGAACAAGUCGCACUGCCAAGUGAUAAUAGUAAGUCAUGAUUAGUUCUUAAUUUAAUCGUCUGUUAGAAAUCCUGCUCUUUAGAUUAUACUGUACAUCGGCUGCCACUAUCAAACCUGCUAGUUGAAUUAUUAUAUAUUGUACUUGCUAUCUGUAUUGGCUAAGAGCCUACAGUUAAUUUUGCUUGAAAUGAGAAGAUAACUAACUGAUGUGUAGGCUGUCUGCACAAAUAAUGCGUGAUUCCCAAGAGCAAUGUCUUCUCUGUUUGGAGAAUAAACUGUGUUCAGUGUGACAAUGAGUUUGUUGGUAUUAAUUUCAAAACAACCAGUAACAAAACAGAUUAGUAGAUUCAGUUUUUGUGAUAUCUGGAAUAAUCAAGGUCUUGGUAUUAAGGUGUUUUGCCUCAGCAGAUAACACUUAUCUUGAACUGUGAAUGUAACGGCAAAAACUUCAUCCAAUAAUUGUUUACAAUUGGUUACACAUCAACUGACUUACUAUGAUGUAACCUGUUAGUCUCUGUUUAUCCUGCUACUUUCUAAGGUAAACAUAACAUUGAUAAUCAGUGAAUCUUUUUUCUCUUAAAGAUGCAGAUAAUGCUGAUAUGAGGAAAUCUCCUGAUGAGAAUGUUUAUGAACAAAGAAAGGUGAAGGAAGGUUACACAGCGGAGGAGAGUUAUGACAGCAUGAAGAACAUUCCUCUAAAAGACUCCAAUGUAAAUUAUGGUGCACAACAGGCAGGGUAUGGAGUGAAGGUGGUGUCACCAGGUGAUGGCAAUGCUAUGAACAAGUGGGCUGAUAUUCUAAAGGUAUUUGCUAACUUUGUGCGGCCCUGUUUAAAGUCUUGUCAUAAAUUUGUUCAGCAUUGGAGCAAGGUCGUAGGUGAAGCAAAUAAAUAAUUUAAGUUUUUGUUCAGAUUAGUGCACCAUGACUAAUGCUCUUAUGAUGCAGUGUAUGUGAAUAAAUUUAUCAUUGACCAGUUGUCAUAUUUUACCUGUCCUUUCACCUUAUAUCAGCUUGUAUGUUGAGCAUUUGGCAAUUUGCAUAAUCACCAAGUGAUGGCAGUACGUUACUGAGCAUCUGUAUUCUGCAUGUGAAAUAAUUUUUGACCCCCAUUAAGUGCAAGAUAAUACUUAACUAAACCAACACAUUUGCUGAGGAUGCUGUUUCUGAAAACUGAACAUUGAAGCUUUUAUUGAUGCUUGAUGAAAGAAUUUUUCUCGUUUCUUUUUUUACCAGCAAGCAGCAGAGCAAAGUCGCAGGGAAGGCAAUGUAGGAGUUAGUAAAGAAUUGGCAGGAGAGACUGAGCUAGGGAAAAGCAGAUUAGAUGACUAUCGUAAACAGGAGACUGUUGCUGCUGGAGAUAAUGAUCACAGACAGCUUGGUGAGGAAGAGGUGAAAGAUAAACAGGAUGGUGAGCCAGUGGUAAAUCAAUACAGUGAUGCAGAUAGAAUGCAGGCUGGCAAACCUGUGGUAAAGGGAGGGCAAACUGAUGGGCGUAGCAUACAGACAGACCACGUGGUUGAUCGACCUGGAGAACAGGGAGACCAACAGAAGAAUGAUCAUGUGCUGCAGGCAGGUCAUGUGGCUGAUAGACCAGGUGAACAGGAAGACCAAGAAGGAGAAGAAGAACAGGAGGAGGAGGGAGAGGAGGAAGAUCUUAAAGAAGAUGGAGCUGCUGAUAUAUCACGUGACAGUAUCAACAGUCAGGUUGCUGAAAUGAGAGAAAACCACCAACAGCAGCAAGAGAAACAACGGGGACAACUUGAAGGAGCCCAGGUACAGCAACAUGUGGCUCCCAUACAAGCUGUACAGAGACAAGCGGAAGAACAGAGAACACAGGGGGCAGAGUUAGCCCAGGCAUACCAACGUAUGGCUCCCAUACAAGCUGUACAGAGACAAGCGGAAGAACAGAGAACGCAGCGGGCAGAUUUAGCUCAGACACAGCAACAUGUGGCUCCCAUACAAGCUGUACAGAGACAACAGGAGGAACACAAGGCACAACAGGCAGAUGGUAGGCUUCUUAAAUUUUCAUAUAUUAGUUGUUUCAGUAUUUAUUUCUAGGAUUACUCCAUGUCUCUUUCGUUAGAGCUGUGAUCACAGCCAGAGUUUGAAAGAGUGAAGAGUACAGUGCAAUAUUCACAGUAUCCUAUUUCCGGUGCAGUUGUCGAGACGGGAGGCCGUUAUCUUGAUUUUAGAUUUUUCUCGCCAUAUGAAAUAAAGAUGCCGUCUUUUUAUUUCGACAUUGAUGAAAGAAAAAACUGCCAACAGUUUAUAACUGAUGUUCAGGUUUUUAAGUAUUAUUCAGUCCAUCGUCAGUGAUGAGUACAGUACAUCUUAUAGCCACGCUUCGGUCAGUUUCAGUUUGGCAAAAAUUUUUAUGUUUUUAAAAAAUGUUUGAAAUGUGUCUCUGAAGAAAUGCAAAUAAUUUUAUUGUUUCUUGUCAUUCAUAUGCUCAUGAAUGUGUUUGGAUUUAAAAGUUAUUUGAUGUUUUUGUUUUCUGCAGCUGAUGAUGAGGAUGCAGGAGAUGAUGGAAAUGAACAAGAAGCUGAUCCGGAUGAGAAAGAUCCAGAUGACGCGGGCGAAAAGGAAGAAGAAGAAGAAGAUCAAAACUCACGGCAGCAUCAGGUUCACUAUGGUGACAGGACACUCAAGGGUGCAAAUAAACAAUAGAAUGAACAACAAGUAUAGCGAACAUUAAUUACAAAAAUCUCUAGUCUGUAGCGAGCAAGUCCAAUAUCACAGUUUAAAACUAGAAAUUUGGACACAUCCGUAACACAAGUGACCAUUUGCUAGUGAUGUCAUUAUCCAAGCUACACGAGUUACACAUCCUCCUGACAACCCUUGGUUUCUGUAAAUUGGUGCGUGACUUCAGUAUUACGGUGCCCAUGAAAUACUUUUAUGAUAUUUCAGGAAAAGUCAGUUUAGUGGCCAAUAGUUUUAGGUGAAUAGGUCAUUUGCAAGAUGACGUCAUUUUACUAUUAAGACCAGAAUCCUUCAGGCUUUUGCUUUUGCUAUUUAAACCUCGCCGGGAUUACUAAAUUAAAAAACGAAAAGGAUUCUGGUCGUAGUAGUUAAAUGACGCCAUUGUGCAAAUGGCCCAUUGAAGGCACAACGGUCAAUGGUUUGUUUUCGUGAUUUGUUACGUAAUGGUCGUGUCGUUCAGUGAUGACGCAUACACUAUUGUAUUUUUCAAAUCGUAGCAGCGAAGUCAAAGAGAAGUCAAUAAUUAGGUUUUAGCUACAAUUCAGGUAUAAUGCUCAAUAUGUCAGUGAAAUAAUUAUGAUUACACCACGGUGCAAAGCAUAUUUUUAGGUAGGAAUAUUCGCGGCUUUUCAAGGAUGCACAGACAGAGUUAUGGUAAGCUCUUAUUAAAUACUAGAAAGCGGAUACGAAAGCCCCACUUAGAGUUAAGAUUUUUCAUCACAUUUUCUAGGGUAUUCAUCAAUACGUUAUAUUUUUAGAAAGCUCUAGGUUCUAGCAAGAGAAAAUAAUGAGACCAACUUCCGAUUAAUUCAAGCGUUUAAUUGGUCUAAAAAUAACUUUGGUGAAAUUCACGUACGGGGCGCCCAAGGGCUCAAUAGACUGCAGGGCGUUUCCAUCUUACUCCUACUAUUCUCUCUUCGUGCUAGUGUUUAAUCUUUGAUACUUUUGCCAAAGUUGGUCACCAGGGAUGAUAGAGCCAUUUAUUAGAGAGUUUAAGCGUCACGUAUAAGACAAACGUCAGGUCCAAGUGGAGAAUUUCUCAAAAUAGAAAAUGAGCAGAUAAAAACAGUUCAAAACAAUUCUUAUGGAUAAAAAAUUGCGUGAAACUACUAAUUUAUGUGUAGAAAUAAUGAACCGUAAACAACAAGUAACGGGGAAACUUGGUCACGUGGAACAAAUUUGCGUUCGCCGUUUGACGUAAACGUGAUGCUUAACCUCUCUAUUGGAAUUCAUUGCAAGCAAUUUAGAAGUUACUACAAUGUAGCGUAUUGUAGAAAGUAAACAACAGUUAUAUAGACGAAUCAAAACGUUUUUAGGGAAAGAUCAUAGAUUAAUUGAGUAUUUAUAUUUACAAAAUUGAAUAAAAAUCUCCUCGCGUUGUAACAUCAAUAGUAUCACAGUUUUGUGAGGUAGUAUGUUGGAUUUCACUAAAAUGCGAAAACACGUCGGUAUAUUUAUUGCUUAGAAGUAUUUCGAUGCUUAAAUAAAGUUGCAUAUUUAUUCCUUGUCGGUGCAGUUUAUUUCCCUCUUCUCUUUGAUUUGUAAAUAAAGUUUUUUUAACAGGAGUUUUUUUAACCAUUAUCUAUAAGCAUGGGGCUAGCCGCACACGCCGCGCACUGCUGUAAAACCAAAGAGGGCUUUAAAGGUACUAGAAAGAGACUCUACGCUCAACUGUCUGUCUUUUCUUAGAAAGAAGUGAAAAUAUUUCACCAGAAGAAAAUAAUUUGUUCAUUUAUUUAAUUUUCUUUCACGAAAGCACGGCUUUAUACACAAUAACUUUCGUUAACAGUCAGAGUCGAACCAGAUCAACCUGAGUUCAAAAUCGAAUACGUACACCGUUGUAGCCACUAGUACGCCACAGGUUUUCAACACUUGGUCGUUUCAAGUCGCGAAUCCUUUACUUCGCGCUCCGCCGAAGUAAUAAUCGAGUUACUAAAAGAAUCUGGGGAUAAGCUUGACCUGGUUUGACUAUCGACGACGU
This is a messenger RNA of Porites lobata, 11366 nucleotides long. NCBI's taxonomy places the organism in Eukaryota, Metazoa, Cnidaria, Anthozoa, Scleractinia, Poritidae. The record is from the annotation of a GenBank genome assembly.